CACUCAACAUUAUUCCUUUCGAUUUCACUCAUUACCUCUUCAUCAUGGUGGUCAAUAAUGCUCAACUCCAUCUUGCCACUACCUUCUCCAACAAGGUUUUCCGAAAGGAUAAGGAAUUUGCUAGAUACGUGCGUCGCUUUCGUGACCGCGCUAUGUAUCCCUCAUUUACCAUUCAGCCUUCUGCCUUCUCCAAAUUUGACAUGGAUAUUAGUCAACUCAUUCACAAUCUUGGGUGGGGGUCACUGUUUGAGCAUCAACGUUACACCUACUGCCUAGAGGCUGUUUGUCUGUUUUACGUCAAUCUCAAGCGUGGGUCUGGACCUGAUCUCUAUUCCUUCAAGACCACAAUUGGGAAUCUUGAGAUCACGUUGGGAGUUGAUCUUCGGGACAAGGUCACCCUGUGCAAUGUUCAUGAUGAUCUCAAAGCACAACAUGUUCUGGCUCGCCUUGAUGCGAGUGUCAGCCCCGCAAAGCCUGUCCCUGGCUCAGGGGGAGAGGCUGCUACUCUUGUCAAAGCCCUUGUGUCUGCUGCCGAGGUGGUUAUUGAUCGUGAGUUAAAUGGGUUGUCAAAUGAAAAUCUAAAGGGAAAGCGUAAGAUGUAUCUGUCUGAUUUAUCCUCUAUGUCCACUCGUCUGAAACACAUCAGAGAUGGAGGGGGAGUUAGUUUCUCCAGAGCUAUGGAAGAAGAUGAAGCUGUUGAAGAACCUGUCGAAGACAAUGUCUCUGACUAUGAUUCUCCCCCAGACUAUCCCUUCUAGGUUACUACUCUGCCUUAGAAGUUAGAGUUUAGGUCUAAGUCACCUAAAACUAAAAGCAGCCCUAGCUGCUCACUGUAUGCUUUUGGAAUUCUCUAAUGAAUAAAAUGGUUGGUU
Messenger RNA from Linum trigynum, 872 nucleotides. The record is from the annotation of a GenBank genome assembly. NCBI's taxonomy places the organism in Eukaryota, Viridiplantae, Streptophyta, Magnoliopsida, Malpighiales, Linaceae.